UCUCUAUUUGGGUAAGUCCCAACUAUUUGAAGUGUUGGUCACACAAAGUGUAGUCUUCUUUCAUGUCAUUUACUGACACAAAUGAACUUUUAUGCUAGGACAAAUUCAUUAACUAUUAAUAAGAACGCUUAAUAUUCACGCUAACCCUUCCUAGCUAGAAACUUUGUAAUAUAUUCCAUGUAGCACGUGACUCAGUCUGUGUCCUCUCAAUCGGUGCCAAUCGCUGAGGGUGUCUGCCUGCGUGCCUAUCACUCAUUCUCCCGUCAUGACACAGCAGCGAGUCAUCCAUCCUUAUCAUCGGACUGGAUACUAAUGACCAGCACAGGUACCCAGGCCUUACUGUGUGUUUAUGUGGGGUUUGUCUCACCGUUCAAGUUUCACGCUGGGUGCGGUUUACCCGAGCGUGGCGCGCUCUUGAAGUUGUUGGACGGGCUGAGACCAUGGUGAGAGGGGGUUAGAGCUAAGUCCCGGCAAGGUGACUGAAGCGUACACUCAACCCAGAAACGUCCUUGAGUCUUUUAUUACCACACGCCUGCAACAUAUAUACGAUGGGCACGAUAGCGGACGGGGAGGGCACGGAGUUGAACGGGUACGGCGGGGAGAAAGAGCCGGGAGGAGGGCAUGGUGGCCCGCUGACGCAGGAACAGGUCCACGGUAUCAAGGAGACUUGGGCCAUUCUGGCACAGGACCCGGUUGAGAGGGGGGUGGACCUCUUCAUGAAAAUAUUUGAGGAAGACCCUGAUCUGAAGAAACUCUUCUACUUCGCGGACGAUGGGAGGGAGUUGAGCCGGGAAGACCAGCGGAUGCGGUCGCACGGGGAGCGGGUGAUGGAAGCCGUGGGCGGGGCUGUGGACAGUCUGGGGGACCUCACUGCCGUGGUGCCGGUACUGACCGAGCUCGGCGCGCUCCACCACAAGUACGGCGUGCAGCCAAG
This is a messenger RNA of Branchiostoma floridae (Florida lancelet), 934 nucleotides long. RefSeq names its product neuroglobin-like. Lineage: Eukaryota; Metazoa; Chordata; Leptocardii; Amphioxiformes; Branchiostomatidae. The record is from RefSeq and is a predicted model, not a curated record. Gene Ontology annotation, molecular function: heme binding; oxygen binding.